AUGGUCUCGAAGGAGCCUCCCCUCGGUCAGACAGAUCCCUCACGAUGGCGACUGCGAGUCUCGGACGGCGGUCGACACGUGUGGCACUACCUUCGCGAUGACGCGGAGUGCAAAGCAUGGCCUCAGACUGUCGAAGACAAAUACUGGCUCGGUCUCGCAACCGACCUCCCUAAGCUACCCAAAGCAAAGACACCACUCGACGCUGCCAAGAACGGCCUCUCCUUCUACCGCCAUCUUCAGUCCUCCGACGGCCACUGGGCGGGCGAAUAUGGCGGACCCAUGUUUCUUCUGCCCGGCAUCAUCAUUGGCAUGUACGUCACAAAGACGCCCAUCCCAGAAGAGUGGAAGAUCGAGGUUGCGCGCUAUCUGUGGAACCGUGCCGACAAGGAAGAUGGCGGCUGGGGCAUUCAUAUUGAAGGCUGCUCGACCGUCUUCGGUACGGCGCUCAACUACACUGUCCUGCGUCUCAUCGGUGUGCCCGCUGAUCAUCCAAUGAUGGUCAAGGCACGCGGCACACUGCACAAGCUCGGCGGCGCGGCAGGCAUCCCAUCAUGGGGCAAACUCUGGCUCGCGAUUCUCAACUGCUACGAAUGGGAAGGAAUGAACCCAAUCCCGCCCGAGUUGUGGCUGCUGCCCGACUGGCUGCCCAUCCACCCAUGGAGAUGGUGGAUCCACACCCGCAUGGUCUAUAUUCCCAUGGGAUAUCUGUGGGGACGCAAGUUCAAGGCCGAGAUGGAUCCGCUCAUUGCCUCGUUACGAGAGGAGCUCUACGUGCAGCCCUACGAGUCUAUCAACUGGCCGGCACAGAGAGGCAACGUCGCCGCCGUCGACACCUUCUAUCCACACACCAAGACGCUCAAGACACUCAUGGCUCUCGUUGGCGCGUAUGACAACUGCCACAUCCCUCCUCUGCGCAAAGCAGGCAUCAAGAAGGCGUACGAGCUGCUAGUGCUCGAGGACGAGAACACCUCGUAUCAAUGCCUUGGGCCCGUCAACAAGAUGCUCAAUUACAUUGCGCGGUGGGACGUCGAGGGGCACGACAGCCAUGCGAUGCGAAUGCACCGUGAGAAGCUCAAGGACUUUAUGUGGGUCGGAGCCGAGGGCAUGAUGAUGACCGGCACCAACGGCAGUCAGUUGUGGGACACGUCGUUCAUCGCGCAGGCUAUGGUCGACUCUGGACUUGCUGCAUCAGCUGAGAACAAACAACUGACGCAAAAGCUGCUUGACUGGCUGGACGAGUGUCAGAUCCGCGACAACCCGCAGCAUUUCAAGAGCUGCUACCGCUUCGCCACCAAGGGCGCAUGGCCCUUCUCGACCAAGGAGCAAGGCUACGUGGUCUCCGACUGCACUGGUGAAGGGCUCAAAGCGGUCAUUAUGCUGCAAGAAAACGUGCCCUACCUCAAGAAGCAGGUCUCACGCGAACGCAUGCACGAUUCGAUCGACCUCCUGCUCACCAUGCAGAACCCGGGCGGCGGCUUUGCGUCGUACGAGACCAUCAACGGCCCGGCGCUGCUCGAGCUCAUCAACCCCGCCGAGGUCUUUGGCGACAUUAUGAUCGAGUACGCCUACCCGGAAUGCACCACCUCGGUCGUCACGGCGCUGCUCAAGUUCACCAAGAUCGACGACUACCGCAAGGCGGACAUCAAGAAGUGUGUCGACAGCGCGGUGGGAUACAUCCUCAACGCGCAGAGGCUGGACGGAAGCUGGUUCGGCUCGUGGGCCAUCUGCUUCACCUACGCGACCAUGUUUGCGGUCGAGAGUUUGAUGCUGGCGGGUCACACGUACGACAAUAGCGAGGCGAUCCGAAGCGCAUGCGAUUUCUUGGAGAGCAAACAGAUGGACGACGGCGGCUGGGGCGAGACGUACAAGUCGUGCGAGCUCGGAGAGUACACGCACGCCGAAAAGUCGCAGGUCGUACAAACGGCGUGGGUCGUCAUCACCCUGCUCCACGCCAAAUACCCAAAGAAGGACCGCAUCAAGAAGGCGGUCAAGGUGAUCAUGGACCGUCAGCUCGAGGAUGGCUCGUGGAAGCAGGAACAGAUCGAGGGCAUCUUCAACAGGAAUUGCGCCAUCUCGUAUCCGAACUACAAGUUCAGCUUUACGAUUUGGGCGUUGGGCAAGGCUGCGCGCGAGCUCGAUUGGAAGUCCUAG
This is a messenger RNA of Kalmanozyma brasiliensis GHG001, 2151 nucleotides long. Its product is annotated as Prenyltransferase/squalene oxidase. The record is from RefSeq and is a predicted model, not a curated record. Bases 1 to 2151 code for a protein of 716 amino acids. NCBI's taxonomy places the organism in Eukaryota, Fungi, Basidiomycota, Ustilaginomycetes, Ustilaginales. Gene Ontology annotation, biological process: triterpenoid biosynthetic process; ergosterol biosynthetic process. The transcript has a single exon. Gene Ontology annotation, cellular component: lipid droplet. Gene Ontology annotation, molecular function: lanosterol synthase activity.